UAACUGUCAGGGAAGACCAAGCCUUCACCACCUAGGCCAGCUCCAUGCUGCCUGAAGCUGCCUGCAUGGCUGCCCAAAGACUUCGUGGUCCCAUCUACCUCUUCCUGCUCACCUCCUUCUUGGUGGGGGGGUCUAAAUCCCCCUGCGAGCGGCAGCAGCGACUCCGGAAGCCUGUCUUGGAGUCCCUGCGGUUGGAGGCCUACUGGGUGCCACUGAUGAUCAUCCUCGGUGGCUGCUGUGCCAUGGCUUGGAGCAUCCUCUUCAUUGCCUAUGACGUGGCCAGGCCGGGGGGAUAUGGGCUACCCCAGAUCCCUGGCACCCCGGAAGGGGAACAGAAGGAGGGAGGCCCCAAGCAGGUGCCCGCAAAGGAGACAAAGGAGGACAGUAAUCUGCUAGAAAGUAAAAAAUCAAAAGAAUUGCUUGGGACUUCACUAGAGACAAAGGGAUCUAGAGAAGAAAUUGAAUUGGAUCGAACAGGAUCUCGAGAAGCUGUUGGGAAUCCCCAGCAAAGUGAAGAAAGCAAAGGAGCCAAGGAGGGAAUUGAAAAUCCACUGGAAUUCAAAGUAUCCCAAGAGGGGAUUGAGAACCAGCUGGAAAGUAGGGGAUCCCAAGAGGGGAUCUGCUCACCUUUCUUGCAGGGGAAAAAUGAUCCCGCCUCCUUUAGAUCUAACCAGGUGGAAGACCAGCCAUGUGGAAAGCUCUGGAGUACUAUGGAGAAGGAGCUGGAAAGGCUGCUGCAGUUGCUGCGAUUCUGCCGGUCCUCUGGGCCUGAUCUCCUGGCCGAAGGGUCCCUGGGCCCUGUAAUUGAGGAGGCCAUGCCCCCUCCAGCCACUGAGACCCCCAACCCUGCAGAGGCAGAUUCAGGCACACGAGCCACCAUCCAGGUACAAGAGCCACUCAUCCAGGCACAAGAGCCACCCAUCCAGGCACAAGAGCCACCAACCAUUCCAGCCGAGGAGACCCUGAGGCCACCUAGCUCUGGGCAGAGUCCAGCUACGAUGCAUUUCAUCAUCUGUGGGCUUCCCAGCUGCACCUGUACAAAUACGGGCCAAAGAAGGCAGGGUGGGAGCAGAGGGCGCAAAUAAAGUCUAUGCAUGCUCAGAA
Messenger RNA from Pantherophis guttatus, 1104 nucleotides. RefSeq lists its product as uncharacterized. Lineage: Eukaryota; Metazoa; Chordata; Lepidosauria; Squamata; Colubridae. The record is from RefSeq and is a predicted model, not a curated record.